UGCAUGUAAUAGAGGAAAAACCUGAAUCUCUGUAAUUCCGCCAAAAUCGCUCAAAGGAAGGCCUCAUCUCAAUCCAUGGACGUUGAAGCUUCAGUCCAAGGAGGUCUCAUGGUGAACAUAUCCAAGAAAAGUAUCGUGAAAUCCAUCGCUCCAUCGGAAGAUCCUCCUCAGGUCCUCACUCUCUCCAACCUCGACCUUCUCUCCGGGCGGUUUCCGGUGAGCUACUUCUACUUUUACCGGAAACCGGCGAGUGAUGACGGUGACUUCGCCUUCAUUGUGGAAGCCCUCAAGAGCUCUUUAGCAGCUACUCUAGCUCACUUCUACCCGUUCGCUGGUCGGAUUGUCCCGAACCCGAACACUGGCGAACCAGAAAUCGUCUGUGAUAACACAGGAGCAUUGGUUCUUGAAGCUGAUGCGAGCAGAGAUUUGAAUCGGUUGGAUUUCCACAAUCUCAAUCAGUUCAUGCAAGGGAAGCUCGUUGACAUUCAACCCGACUUCCCGGUUCAAGUUCAGGUAACGAAGUACAGCUGCGGAAGCAUUUCGUUGACGUUCAGCUUCGACCACGCCCUCGGCGACGCGAGCGCAUUCGGCAAGUUUCUUCUCUCGUGGUCCGAAAUUUCGAGGAACAUACCGAUUUCAUGCAGACCGAAUCAUAGUCGCAACCUCCGCCCACGUAUCCCUCCGACAUACCACUCGUCACUAGACCAAGCUUUUCUGAAGUGCACCUUGGAAGACAUACUAAACAUCCCGACGCCCAAUACUUUGCUCAAGCGGCUUUAUCACGUGGAGUACGAAAGCAUUAGUAACUUGCAGAAGCUCGCCUCGUCGGAUGGUCGGAGCCGGACGAAGAUCGAGGCCUUCUCGGCUUAUCUAUGGAAGAUGAUGGUCCGCGCAAUCAAUGUCGAGUUACAUGCGAAUUGCAAGAUGGGUUGGUUAGUCGAUGGAAGAGGAAGGAUGGGCGACGGAGAUUCUGACCCGUCGCCGGAUUACAUAGGAAAUGUGUUGUCUUUGGCUGUCGGAGAGGCAAGUAUUGAAGACUUGAAGAACGGGACUAUAGCAGAUGUUUCAAGCAAGGUUCACGAGGCAAUUUCUGAGGUCACAACUCGAAGUCAUUUCUUGGAUUUGAUAGAUUGGAUCGAAUGCCAUAGGCCCGGGCUGAUGCUGUCUAGGGUUGUCCUUGGUCAAGGAGGGCCCACGCUCGUCGUCUCUUCCGGUCGGAGAUUCCCGGUGGCGGAAUUGGAUUUUGGGUUCGGAAACCCUGUGCUAGGGACGGUUUGUUCCACCAUAGAAAAGAUCGGCCUCAGCUACGUGAAUCAGAGAUCGAGUGCUAGAGGCGACGGCUCGUGGACCGUGUCGGCUAUCCUGAGGCCGGAGCUGGCGGCCGCAUUCGAAUCGGAUCCCAUUCUUCAACCCAUGUCUACUAGACAUCUUCAACUGUAGUGUUCGUGUAUAUUGUGAUUUACAUUAGCCUGAGCUACUGUACCUACUAUUGGUUAGGAAAAGCCUUUCAUGUGCCAACGUGUAUAAUUACUAUAGAAUUGAUAUUUAGAAAUUGUGGUAGGAUAUCAAAAAUGGAAAAAUCAUCUUGA
Messenger RNA from Rhodamnia argentea, 1589 nucleotides. RefSeq names its product coniferyl alcohol acyltransferase. Gene Ontology annotation, molecular function: acyltransferase activity, transferring groups other than amino-acyl groups. Bases 76 to 1440 code for a protein of 454 amino acids. The record is from RefSeq and is a predicted model, not a curated record. Lineage: Eukaryota; Viridiplantae; Streptophyta; Magnoliopsida; Myrtales; Myrtaceae. The transcript is spliced from 2 exons.